Venustampulla echinocandica is the source of this 1416-nucleotide messenger RNA. RefSeq names its product putative Queuine tRNA-ribosyltransferase-like protein. Lineage: Eukaryota; Fungi; Ascomycota; Leotiomycetes; Helotiales; Pleuroascaceae. The transcript is spliced from 2 exons. The record is from RefSeq and is a predicted model, not a curated record. Bases 1 to 1416 code for a protein of 471 amino acids. Gene Ontology annotation, molecular function: tRNA-guanosine(34) queuine transglycosylase activity.
AUGUCUAUAUCCACGACCGUUCAGCGGUCGAAAGAGCUCAAGGAGCUGGUGUUCGACAUCAUAAAGCAUGCAGAUGCUGCGCUGUCAAGUGCUCGGAUUGGAAAACUGAGUGUAGCCGGGCGCAAAGAUCUCGAGACGCCGAACUUCUUCUCUCUCAGUUCGAGAGGUGCGGUCCCACAUCUCACGCCGGACGUCAUUUCAGCACAUACGCAAUUUGGGGGAGUUUAUAUGGCAUUAGAGGACUUCAUAGAGCGAGCGGGAAAUGCUACUCCGCCAAUAAUGAAUUGCCCAGGACCCUUCCCUCUUCAUACCUUUGCCGCACUUCCUCCAUCGCUCAUUACGCUACUUGCUCCUCGUCGAACGCCAGCUGUAACGGCGGCGGUUGGUAACAGCAAUAACGCCAUUUCGAUUUUCACAUCAAAUGGGUUCCAAACCCUGUCAAAUAAAGCCUAUAUCAACUACGCAGAGAAGCUGCAUCCUGACAUAGCCGUUGCGCUCGCUGACAUCCCUCAUGGCUCCGUGCCUGGCACCAAAAGAGUUACCAAAAUGGCCGAUAGGACUCAAGGGUGGCUCACGGAGCUUCUUAGCGGAAGAAAAGAAGGCAAACCCGCUAUAUUCGCGCCAAUCUUAUCAAUCGAUUUCCUAGAUCAGUCGGAAUAUAUAAACGAACUAGCUGAUGAGUUUGCCGACGAUAUCGAUGGCUUGGCGUUCUACGACUCGAAUCUCCUCCCAGACAUUCCUGAAACCACAGCGCUUUCGCGGCUUCCAAAAUUAUCACUCGAUGAGCCUUCUUCCCCUCGCCACAUUCUCAGACAGAUUUCUCUAGGAAUGGACCUUUUCACAAUUCCAUUCGUUGGGUUUGCUACUGACGCCGGGAUCGCGUUGGACUUUCAAUUCCCGCGCCCGUCACAGGAAGAGGGCAUCGUAUCCAAGGGCACAGGAAGUGCUCCUCUGCCUCUUGGGAUAGACAUGUGGUCGACAAGUCAUUCCACCUCUCUAACUCCAUUAUCCAUAGGCUGCCCAUGCUACGCUUGUCGCUCCCACCAUCGGGCAUUCAUUCAACAUCUACUCUCAGCAAAGGAAAUGCUGGGCUGGGCACUUAUACAAAUCCACAAUUAUACAACCAUGUCUACAUUCUUCCACUCUAUCCGUGAGAGUAUUAGAAACAAGACUUUCGAGUCAGACUGCGAAGAAUUUGCACGGGCUUACGAAAGCGAGCUGCCGGAGAAGAGCGGACAGGGACCAAGAGUUAGAGGAUACAAUUUUAAGAGUGAAGGUCCUGUAGAACAGAAGAAGAAUAAAGCCCCUUGGUUACCUUUGGGCGGUGAUGAUCAAGUAGCCCAAAGCGUAGUGCCUUCUGACGAGCUGGCCGGGAAAUUGGAGGAGAUGGGGGUUACCGAACAGGCUGAUCAGUAA